This is a messenger RNA of Olea europaea var. sylvestris, 1371 nucleotides long. Its product is annotated as protein TIFY 11B-like. Gene Ontology annotation, cellular component: nucleus. Lineage: Eukaryota; Viridiplantae; Streptophyta; Magnoliopsida; Lamiales; Oleaceae. The record is from RefSeq and is a predicted model, not a curated record. Bases 192 to 1118 code for a protein of 308 amino acids. Gene Ontology annotation, biological process: regulation of defense response; regulation of jasmonic acid mediated signaling pathway; response to wounding. The transcript has 5 exons.
UACUUUAUUAACUAGGACCCUACCAAUUUUCAUAAUUUCACCUGGACCAUGCUCUUCAACUUCUCCUCAUUUUCCUUUUCCCAUUCUUUACUCCAAGGCAAUCUAAACGUGCUUAAAUCCCCAUUAAACAAAAUAUACCACCAUAAAUUCACCGUUUGAUCAAAUUCAUAGUACAAGAAAUUUGAUAAAACAUGUCGAACUUCCAAGAUUUUUCCGACAGGAAAAGGGCACGUAAGGCGCCGGAGAAAUCGAACUUCGUUCAUACUUGCAAUCUAUUGAGUCAAUUUAUCAAGGAGAAAGGUAGUUUAAGAGAUUUGAAUUUUGAAAUUGGUGAUAGAGUGGAAAGCCUUGAAUCCAUAGUGAAAGCAGAUAAAUAUCAAGUUGCAGCGUCUACAAGAACGAAAUCCUUGACCAAUAUGGAAAACCCAGUUCAAGAAUCGACAAAACAAUAUCCGUCAAUGGAUCCUAUUCCCCGACGAGGCAUGCCGGGGUCAUCGAGUAAUUUACAAGAUUCCUCAAAUAAAGCUGCUAAAAGACAGGCAGCAACAAUGGAGUCCAAGAAUGCCCAGCUGACUAUCUUUUACGCUGGUAGAGUUUUGGUAUUUGAUGAUUAUCCACCGGAGAAAGUUACAGAACUAGCGGAAUUUGCAAGCAAGGAAAGCUCUAAGGAACCGGAAGGCAUAUCAUCGAACCACCACGUUAAAGAAAAAGUAAACAUGGGGACUUUAACUGCGCGAGAACAGCUUCCUCCAAGGCCUGAUGCCUCAGUUUCUCGUAAAGAUAAACGCGUUUUGCCCAAUUCCGGCGAAGAAGAGCAAGAUCUGCUCCCGCCCCGACACGAAGCUAGUGGUUCUCAUAAGGCUAAAGGCAUUUUGCUGAAUUCAGAGAUAGAGAAAAUGAACACUGGUGGUGCUGUGGGCUCUUCCUAUAAGCAAAAAGAAGUGCUUUCACCACAACUUGAAGCCAGUGGCUCUGAUUUGCCAAUUGCAAGAAGAUCAUCACUUCAUAGGUUUCUUGAGAAGAGAAAAGACAGGACUGUAAAGGAGCAAAACCAAAUUCAAGAGCUGCAGCCUGCAUAUUCUUCCAAGCCCGACGAGCAGCUUGAGCUCAAAUUAUAGAUACAUUGUGCUACUAGGAUUAAUCUGGCUUAUACUUAUUGAAUUCUGAAUGAUUUUUGUUCACAAUUUUUUAACACUCAUUGUUAGGUUAUUUUCGAUAGAACUUGGUAGUUUUAUUUUGUUAGAUUAUGGUGUCCAAGUUUGUAACUUAACCGAAAUUGUUGGUUCCAUAUGAACUAUAUUUCUGUAAUGGUUGUACGAUUCUUCAAUCAUUGUUCUUAAGUUCCAAGGAAAUCCCAUCGAGAUUGAAUUA